Molecule: messenger RNA, 7363 nt
Organism: Pungitius pungitius (ninespine stickleback)
Lineage: Eukaryota; Metazoa; Chordata; Actinopteri; Perciformes; Gasterosteidae
Product: DNA (cytosine-5)-methyltransferase 3A-like
Exons: 23
Coding region: 306-2834 (842 amino acids)
Biological process (GO): negative regulation of DNA-templated transcription
Cellular component (GO): cytoplasm; nucleus
Molecular function (GO): methyltransferase activity
Source: RefSeq, a predicted model, not a curated record
GACCGGGGGGGGGGAGACAGAGAGAGCGAGAGAGAGAGCGAGAGAGAGACAGAGGGGAAGAGAGAGAGAGGGAGAGAAGCGCGACGCCAGCCAGCAGCGCUGAGAGGAGACUCGGUAGAGCGAGCGUCAGGGUCCGUGUACCUGAGGACGACAAGGAGAGGGGACGGACUGACGGACCGAGCGAUCGUCCGACAGCGGACUGAUUGAAUGAAGCUGCGGCUGGUGCUUCUGAGGGACCCUCCCAUGAUUUGAUCUGCUCCAUUCUCUUCCUUGUAAGCCCCGGUCCCACUGAGCUGCUCUCAGCCAUGCCGUCCAACAGCCCCGCAGCUGCCGAACCGCCAGUGACCCCGGAAAACGACAUUGCCAACGAUGUGAAUGAAGACGGAGCAGACCAUGACAGUCCAGAGGAGGGGACACCGGCGAGCCCCCGCACCAAGCGCAGAGUGGGCCGUCCCGGCAGGAAACGCAAGCAGCUGCUUCCUGAGACGGCGACCUCUGACCCCUGUGUAAUCGCCCCCCCAACCCCGCCGGAGGAGCCGGAGCCCUCCCCCUCCCCUCGCAAGAAGCGCGGGCGUCGGAAACUAGUGCAAACCGAGAAGAAUAAGGACGAGCACGACGACAGAAACUACGACUCCCCAAAAGAGGGGGAGACUGGCAGGCUGCGGAGGAGGCCGGUCCCCAGAGUGACGUUCCAGGCCGGAGAUCCGUACUACAUCAGCAGGAGGCAGAGAGAAGAAUGGCUCAGCCGCUGGAAGAUGGAGGCAGAGCGCCGGGCGUACAGAGAGGCGGAGAUGAACAUGAUGGACGAUCUAUCAGAAGGGGACUUUCAGAAAGAGGAGGAGUCAGCCAGCCCAGCCCCUCCCCCUUCACAACAACAAACAGCCCCAGCAUCACCAACAGUUGCCGUGACGCCGGAGCCAGUUGCCAGGGUAGAACGGGCCACCCCGCGGGAGAUAGAGUACCAGGAUGGCAGGGGAUUUGGCAUCGGCGUUCUGGUGUUCGGGAAGCUGCGGGGUUUCUCCUGGUGGCCCGGCAGAAUCGUCUCCUGGUUGAUGAGCGGCCGGAGUCGAGCUGCAGAUGGAACUCGCUGGGUGAUGUGGUUCGGAGACGGAAAGUUCUCUGUGGUUUGUGUGGAGAAGCUGAUGCUUCUGAGCUCUUUCUCACCUGCCUUCCACCAGCCCACCUACAACAAACAGCCCAUGUACCGAAAAGCCAUCUUUGAGGCUCUGCAGGUGGCCAGUGUCCGGGCAGGGAGGCCAAUUCCUUCCUGUGAUGCGAGCGAUGAUGCAGAUGGGGUAGAGAUUCAAACCAGACAGAUAAUAGAGUGGGCCAUGUCCGGCUUCCCACCCAAGGGUCCACAGUCACUGGAGCCUCCGGAGGAGGAACGGAAUCCAUAUAAAGAAGUGUACCCAGAGAUGUGGGCGGAACCGGAGGCAGCGUACACGCCGCCACCCGCCAAGAAGCCCCGUAAGAACUCAGCUGAAAAAGCUAAGAUCAGAGAGGUGAUAGACGAAGGCACCAGAGAGAGACUCAUAUGUGAGGUCAAGAAGAAGACCAGGAACAUAGACGAUAUCUGCAUCUCUUGUGGAAGCCUCAACGUCUCUCUGGAGCAUCCUCUCUUCGGAGGUGCAAUGUGUCAGGGGUGCAAAAACUCGUUCCUGGAGUGCGCCUACCAGUACGACGAUGACGGCUACCAGUCCUACUGCACCAUCUGCUGUGGAGGCAGAGAGGUGCUAAUGUGUGGCAACAACAACUGCUGUAGGUGUUUCUGUGUGGAAUGUGUGGAUCUGUUGGUCGGUCCCGGCUCGGCCGCGACUGCCAUCAAAGAAGACCCCUGGAACUGCUUCAUGUGUGGCCCCCGGAGCAGCUUUGGGUUACUGCGGCGACGCGACGACUGGCCCAGCAGACUACAACACUUCUUCGCCAACAACCACGAGCAGGAUUUUGAGCCAGCCAAGUUGUAUCCUCCAGUUUCAGCAGAGAAGAGAAAACCAAUCAGAGUUCUCUCCCUGUUUGAUGGCAUUGCCACAGGUCUAUUGGUGCUGAAGGAUUUGGGCAUGCAGGUUGACAAGUACGUUGCCUCCGAGGUGUGUGAGGACUCCAUCACUGUCGGCAUGGUGCGACACGAGGGUCGCAUCAUGUAUGUGGGUGACGUACGUAACGUGACACGCAAACUUAUCGAGGAAUGGGGGCCAUUCGACCUGGUGAUUGGAGGAAGCCCCUGCAACGACCUCUCCAUAGUCAACCCUGCAAGGAAAGGCCUUUUCGAGGGAACAGGCCGCUUGUUCUUUGAGUUUUACCGCCUGCUGCACGAAGCUCGGCCGAAAACAGGUGACAUGCGUCCAUUCUACUGGCUGUUUGAGAACGUGGUGGCGAUGGGAGUCAGCGACAAACGGGACAUCUCCCGCUUUCUAGAGUGUAACCCGGUGAUGAUCGACGCCAAAGAGGUCUCUGCUGCCCACCGCGCUCGCUAUUUCUGGGGAAACCUGCCAGGCAUGUCCAGACCUCUUACAGCCAUGACGAAUGACCGGCUGGACCUACAAGACUGUCUUGAGCAUGGGCGCACAGCCAAGUUUGAGAAGUUGCGUACGAUAACGACACGCUCCAACUCUGUGAAGCAGGGGAAAGACGAGCAUUUCCCCGUGUUCAUGGACAGCAAGGAGGACAUCCUCUGGUGCACCGAGAUGGAAAGGGUCUUUGGUUUCCCCGUCCACUACACCGACGUGUCCAACAUGAGUCGUCUCGCCAGGCAAAGGCUGCUGGGUCGCUCCUGGAGCGUCCCCGUCAUCAGGCACCUCUUCGCCCCGCUCAAGGAGUACUUUGCCUGCAACUAGUCAUGCACCAACUCUCUCUCUCUCUCUCUCUCUCUCUCUCUCUCUCUCUCUAUCUGAGACACACACACACAUACAGUAUGUAAUGAAAAACACACAGUAUAGAGAUAGUACAUUAAGGUUGUCUGACACAGGAUGACCGGACACACACACACACACACCAACACACUUUAAAGGACUGCUUUCAUAUAUAUCAUGUAGAUCAUGGAAUAACCUUAGUCCCCAGGUGCUACCUUGCCGAGUUACACACACACACACACACACACAUUAUAGACCUGUUACAGGAAGGUUGACCCAGAAUGACCAGACACACACACACACACACACAGACAAACACACAGUAUCAUGUAGAUCUCAUGGAUACCACUGGCUAACCUUAGUCCCCAGGUGCUACCUUGUGUGCUUGCCGAGUUACGCACACACACACACACUUGUGCAGGGAUUCUGUACUGUGCUUCACUAAUAACUUCCUGUGCGAGCUUGAAACUGAUGUCUUCUGGCUUUACUGUGUCAUGGCAGCUGGAAUUCAACCUUCAGGGGGGCAAAGCUUACAAAAGAGCCCUAACUCUGUUUCCAACAACGCAGAUUCAAAACAGUUCCAAAACAUACAAAUACUGUAUUGAUGUGUAGUGACAGUGCGGUUAUUGAACUGGGUACUACAGUGCAAUGAACACAAACAUACAAACACAGACAACAGUUUUGGGCCAUGGUGCUGGUCAGGCAGUGGUAGAGUUCACAUGGUGCCGCUUUACUACAACACUUUUUGGUGCUCAUGGAGACUGGCCGGCCUCUGGUUUUAUUCCGUCUCACAGUUUUGUGUCUCUAAUUUAGCUAACAAGCAGGAGGAAGCAACACUAAAGUGAGAAUGAUUAAGUUCUAUAUAUUUGUCAAAUUUAGUCCAAGGGUGCCACGGAGUUUAAAAAAAAACUAAAUAUGGUCACAUAGACACGUAUUUAGUGAUGAUAUUGUAAUUUGUGCAGUGUUCUCGGUGAAAAAGAUGCUCUGGAUCUACAAAUAAUUAACAAAACCUAAGACAGAUGUUUGUGUGGCAAAAAAAUAUCAAAAAAAUGUAUUGAUCUUCUCCUUAGGGGGACAACUUCUGCCUUUCCCAUAUAUGAAAUACUGAAAUGAAAGACGGAUUGCCACAGAAGUUAUUUUUUAUGUUUGAAAGCAAUUAUUUACAAAAAACCUUUAACUUUAUAUAAUAAUACCGAUUGGCAUGUACCCUCCAUAUUAGGCUUUUUAAAGUAACGUCAAAGCCGAGGUUGUACUAUAAACCUCUGUAAAUGCACAUCGUCCGUGUUUGAGCGCCCUCUGGUGGUCAGAGGCCACUACAAAGAGAGUUGACAGCAAAGGCACACACUCAUGAUGGGGAGUAAAACAAUCAGUUCGCAGUCACUGGGUUACAACAACAGGCUUUUAUACUUAAUACCUAUUAAUACUUAAUACCUAUGAGUGCCAGCAUUAAGUUGUGUGUUAAAAGUGUGUUAUGUCUUUUUUUUGUAAUAUUUUAGGCAGUGAUUGUAUAUUAGCUGAUGCUUUGGUGAAUAUGGUGCAGUAUUCUGCACACUGGUAGCAUUUAACACACUAGCAUGUGUGUAAGCGUACUGUUGUAUUGCAUUGGUUACUGUUCACUGUUGCUCAAAUGAUGUUGUUCAUUGUUUUCAUAGAGCCACAUUUAAAGAAUACUGUAAGUAACUGUAGUAAUCAUGUCUGAUCGCAGCUGUCAACUGGGGUUACUUUGGCCUUUGAGGUUGGAUAUUAUAUUUCUUAUUUACAUACUGUUAGUCCAGGUGAACACAUCUAGAUGGUAGAUGUCAGAAUACUGUAACAAACCUACUCAAUGGGAUGGUGUCUUUAAUGAACAGAACACUGUUGUAUCAUGCUGAUGUCGUAUACGGAGGGUAGUCUGUGUUCAGAUAAGCAGUUAUACUGUGAAAUGAUGACAGAAGGCUUUCUAUGUAGUCUGGUUUGUUUUUACCCAUCACGAGGGUAGCUUUGCUCUGCUUGCUAUGCAGCAAAGCCGGCGAUGCGCUUGUUCCUUUGGUUACCAUAGUAGAAAAGAUGCUGAUGCUUGUUGAAGGAUUUUCUUUCAGUGUGUAAUCCAUACAAAAACAGGACUUACAACCCAACAACUUUAAAAUGAUCCAGUGAGGUUAUUUGUGCCUCCAGAGCCGCUCUGCCUCUGAGAAGCAUUCAACUAAAGAUCUAUGUACCUUUUUAGGGAGCUCAGAGUCAGUGGGGUGUUUUGGUUGGUAAAAGAGAGAAAACGAGUCCCGGUCUUCCGGCUCCUGCUUAGCUUCUUAAGGAUCCAAGAUUUCCUCCCGCUAUCGCAGUGACGUCCACUGAAGCCAGAGGCCGACCUGUACUCAGGAUGCUGGUUUUCUACUUCCUACGACUGAAACAGACUGCCCUGUGUAAAUAACCGUUUGCCCAAUGCAUGCUGGGAUAAACUCUGUGAUCUUGAAUAGGAAUAAGCAAAUGGCUUGUCGUGAUAUAGAAAUGUUUCAAAGACACUCUCAUACAGACACAUAGUGUGUGUGUCCCUUUAUUCUGGUGUCUUAUUUACACAGGGCUGUCUUCAGAGAUCUCAUUCAGUCUGGUGCUUUUGGACUUCAGGUGACCAUCUUUUUCCAGGAAGCCUUCCGAUCCUCUGACCUUCCUCAGAUACCAGUUAACAACUGGACACAUGCAGUCUAUGCUGACACACACAGACACACACGCACGCACAAACAGUUACAAAAACCAACGAUAAACCAGCAGGUUCAACGUUUUUCUCCAUCAUGUUUACUCUUUGUUUAUACAACCAACCUCCAGGUGCUUUUUAAACUCUUAUACUCUUUUUUACAGUGAUGCAGGUCACACACACACACACACACACACUCAUUUGCUGGAAACACAGUGCCGACGUUCACACGUUCUUCACGCAACUCCAUUAGCUAGAAAACAUCAACACACGCAUACACACUGUGUUUGUGCCACGGCGCCGCCGGGUGUGACAUCAUCAUCCGGCGUUGCUUGGUGCUCCCAACCCCCCCCCCCCUCGCCCCCAACCCGGUGCUGCAUGUCAGUCAGUCAGUCAGUGUAAUCUCCGAUUCCAUGUUAGUUAGGGAGUAAUGAUAAUAAUAAUCAUGGUAAUAAUAAUUACAAUAAUAAUCUGUUAUUGUGUGUGUGUACUGUUCCAGGUUGGUGCUCAGUUCAGUUCAGUUCAGUCUCAGCCUGGAGGGGAGCGAGUGAGGCUGAGAAAGCAUAUAUUACAGUUAGUAUAGUGACUUGUUCUGUUGUACCCGAGGAUGCCGGAGGGAAUAGUUGAACCGACGAGCGACCGGACACUCUCAAACCAGAGCGCGUUGAAAUACCGCAAAACGACAGAUUGUCAACGAAUAACUUGAAAUGAUAUCUUAAUUUCUCGAGAAGAGAGCUUCUGCUUCGGGGAAAAAUAUGAGAAUGUUUCCAUGUUAAAGAAAGUCUGAAAGUCUAAUAAACAAAAUCGCGUCCACAUUUUAAUAUUUCUUCAAACUGAGAAGGGCAAAUCUUCUUGGGGGUUUAUUUGCAGACGUGGCUGACGGACAACAAUGAAAUAGCCAUCACAGGGAUUAAGAACCUUCCUAGGGAUGAUUUCAUCAUAUCUAUCAAAAAAAGGUGUUAUUUAUAUUUUUCUUUUUCAAAUAUUGAAUACGCUGACCUCCUGUGGUCUUAUAAAAAUCCCCCUAAUGGAGAUAAAGCAAAACGAACCAUAACCAUAACCUUAAGGAACCAUUUUUCAUCCUAUUAUGUUUACCUCUGCUUACUGCUAAUUAGAUGUUUGGAAAACACAAAAGGCUUUCUCCUACUUGAAUGAUAAUUUGUGUAUAUAAGUAUCUACUAUAUACAUAGCAACAUAUUCAAGGUGUGACAAGGGGUCACAACAAGCUGUUUCUCUGUUCUCAUGGGCUCAAAAGGUCCAGAAAGUCAAAGCGAAAGACUCAGCUCAUUUUGCGUGAUUUCAACAUCUGUUUGAGAGUGCCGGCGGACGAGAGCAAGAGUAUUGGAGUCGAUAAUUUGAAACCAUGUGUGACACGGGGAUGAUGUUUCUGUUCGCCUAUUGACAGCUUUUAGGCUGAAUGACGCGCUGUUUUUUUAAGACUGAUACAUUUACAAACAUUUACAUAAAUCAAACACACACACAUACACACACUGUUAUUAACACAUAGAUGCAGAGAUGACACGCAGAACACCUACACACACAAUGCUGAGGCGCAUGCAGACACUCAUCUCGCAGACUAAAGGAAAGAUGUGCUUUUAAGAGAAGGAGGACCUGGUGGUGUUUCAAAAGGUGCUAAAAUUUUAUCUGAAAAUAAGAAAAAUAUAUUGUUAGGAGUAUAAAUCAAGUUUGUCUUUACAAUGACUGUAUUUAAGUUUGUCGUAGUAAUGAAAAGGCACUAUUAUUAUUUUACUCUUGUAUGAAUAUGAACUAAUUAAAAAGGCAUUUUAACUUUGUACUUGAACAAUGUAAGAAAUACCGUAAAUAAAAAAAGGACUGUUUCUUGUGA